Paramecium sonneborni is the source of this 1717-nucleotide messenger RNA. NCBI's taxonomy places the organism in Eukaryota, Ciliophora, Oligohymenophorea, Peniculida, Parameciidae. The record is from the annotation of a GenBank genome assembly.
AUGUACAGAGUAUUUUAUGAUUUUGAAUGCAAUCGAGAUAAUCCUAAUAAAAGUGAAGAGAGUGAGUGUAUAAGCUAAGUAAGAGAAUUUAAAGAAGAUGAAGAAUUAUCAGUCAUAUCUUCUGUAGGUUCAUAUCAUUCAGAUGAUGAAAUUAGUGAUUCUGUAUAUAUUACAGAGACAUAUGAAAAAUAAUAUAAAGAAUUUGAUUUUGAUGAGUUUAGUAAAUAAUCUACUAAGAAAUUUUAUGAAGAAUUUAAUAAGACUUUUGAUAAUAAAUAGAAAUAAGAGAAACAACAAUAAGAUUAAUUUAAUAAUAAUGAAAAAUAAUAAGAAAAUGAUUAAGAUGAAGAUUUAAUGAAUAAAAAAAUUAAAGAAUUAAAAGAUUAAUAAAUAAAAAUGAAAAAAGAUUUUAAUAUUAAAUUAAAUCUCUAAAGAGAAGUAUUUUUAUUAUCUAUAGAUUGUAAAACAUUUAUAUUUUAAAAUAUUGAUUAUGGAGAUAAUUAUUCUGUGUUUUUUUUGGUUAAAUGUUUUCUAAAUCUAUAUUUUUAUUAAAUUUAGAAGUAGAUUUAUAUCUCACUUAAUUUCAUUAUUAAUAAAAUUUAAUUGAGAUGGUUUGUAUAUUCUUAACUUUUGUAGCCAAUAAUAUAUAUUACUUAUUUUUAUAAUCAUACUAAAUUUAAACAAAUCUAGAUAUUAAAAUAAAAUGAUUCAUUUGGAAAAAUAGGAUUUUAUAUUAAAAACCAAGAAAUUUAACUAUUAAAAGUGAUCGAUUAACUAGAUUAUUAAAAAUAGAUAGAACAACAUUCUUAUAAAGUUUAAAUUUUAAUGAUAAAGUAAUCAUAUUUUAACAAUUAUUUUAUUAAUGAAGAGAUAAAAUAUUAUUUAAUAUAGGUUUACCAAUAAAAAUAUGCUUUUUGUUUGAAUGAUGAUCAUAUUAUAACAAGAUGUCCUUUAUUGACUAAAUUUAUGAAAGAAUGUAUUUAUUAAUAUUAUCUAUAUAUUAAUAUAGAUAAACGUAGAUAUUAUAAGGAUAUGAGAGCAUUAGAAUUUUAUUAAUAUGCAUCAUAAUAUGAAAUGGCAUUUUUUAAAUUAUUUUCAAAUUAAUUAUAAUUAUCAUAAUUUAGUUAAAGUCAAAUACCUUAUGAUGAUUUAGCUAUACGUGAUUCAAAUGUCAGUUAACAAAAUUUAUUAGAGAAAAAUCCGUGUUAAAUCCGCUUCAUUUACUUCAUUUAUGAAGUAAUAAUCUGGUUAUGAAUAAUAAUCCAUGGCAAAUAACACCGAUAAUUUAUUGUAUUCAUAAAAAUCAUAAAAUAAAGCUCUAAUUUUGAUUAAGAUAAUGAAAUCAAAUCACUAAUAAUAAUUAAGAUAAAAAAUAUGAUGAAAUUGAAUUUUUAAUUAGAACUGAUCAAUAAAAAAGAAUUUUUGCAACUGCAGGUUUUGAAUCUUAAAGUUUAGUUGCUUCAAAUAAAGAUUUAACUUCAAAAUCUUCAAAUAUUAUAUUAGAAAAUGAAGACUCUGACAUUAUACAAUAAUUAUGAAAUUGAAAUAUACAAGUAUUUUAAUAAUUAAUAUCUUAAGGGUUAAUAAAUUUAGAUGUGUCAAAGAAAUAAAUAUAUCAAAGUAUAAUUCAUUCAAAUUAAUUCUUCUAAAUAAUUUUAAAGAAAAUUAUUAUUAUUUAAUCAUGUUUGUGUAAAAUAUAUUUAAAAUACUUUAAUGA